Molecule: messenger RNA, 1631 nt
Organism: Capsaspora owczarzaki ATCC 30864
Lineage: Eukaryota; Filasterea; Ministeriida; Capsasporidae
Product: succinate-CoA ligase
Exons: 10
Coding region: 31-1455 (474 amino acids)
Biological process (GO): succinyl-CoA metabolic process; tricarboxylic acid cycle
Cellular component (GO): succinate-CoA ligase complex; mitochondrion
Molecular function (GO): metal ion binding; succinate-CoA ligase (ADP-forming) activity; ATP binding
Source: RefSeq, a predicted model, not a curated record
GUCCGUUUUUUUUUUCUUCUUCUUCUCAGAAUGUUGAACGGCCUGCGACCUCUCGCUUCAGCGGCUGUCUCUGCAGCGGUUCAGCGACCGAUGAUCAAGCCUGCCUCGGCCCGCUCGUUCUCUGCGCUCGCCCUCCGCGGUGCCACCCGCCUCACCGUCCCUAAGGCCGCUGUCGCCGCGUCGGCCUCUCAGAUCGCUGCCCAGCAGCCCAAGCGCUUCCUGUCGCUGCACGAGUACCUGAGCAUGGACAUUCUCCAACAGAACGGCAUUGCCACACCGAAGGGCCGUGUCGCCAAGACCCCCGAGGAAGCCGAGCAGGUUGCUGCCGAGCUUGGUACCGAGGACAUUGUCAUCAAGGCUCAGGUUUUGGCUGGCGGCCGCGGCAAGGGCACCUUCCAGAACGGCCUCAAAGGCGGUGUUCGCACCAUUUACUCACCCGCAGAGGCUCGCAUGUACGCUGAGCGCAUGAUCGGUCAACGACUUGUGACCAAGCAGACUGGCGCGGAGGGCCGAGUGUGCAACGAAGUCUAUAUUUGCGAGCGUCUCUAUGCUCGACGGGAAUACUACUUUGCCAUUCUUAUGGAUCGCGCGACAGCUGGUCCUCUGCUUGUCGGCAGCUCGCAAGGUGGUGUCGAUAUCGAGACGGUCGCUCACGAAAACCCUGACGCGAUUGUCAAGCAAGCAAUCGACAUUAACAAGGGUCUGUCUGAGGCAGAGGCCAUCAAAUUCGCAACUCUCAUGGGCUUCUCGCCAUCUUGCGUUCGCGACGCCGCCGAAAACAUCAUCCGCUUGUACAAUGUCUUUAUCAAGUACGAUUCGACCAUGGUUGAGAUCAACCCCAUGGCUGAAGUCUCAAGUGGCAAGGUCAUCUGCAUGGAUGCCAAGCUGAACUUUGACGAUAACGCUGCUUUCCGUCAAAAGGAGGUGUUUGCUCGUCGCGAUUACUCGCAAGAGGACGAGCGUGAGGUUCGCGCCGCCCAGGCCGAUCUGAACUACAUUGGCCUUGAUGGCUCCAUUGGCUGCCUUGUCAACGGUGCCGGUCUUGCUAUGGCUACCCUUGACAUCAUCAAGCUGCACGGCGGCAACCCUGCCAACUUCCUUGACGUCGGUGGCGGUGCUACUGCCCAGCAGGUGACCGAGGCUUUCAAGAUUAUCUCAUCCGACCCGAAGGUCACUGCGAUUCUCGUCAACAUUUUCGGUGGCAUCAUGCGAUGCGACAUUAUCGCCCAAGGCAUCAUUGCUGCCGCUUCGACUCUUGACUUGAGGAUUCCCCUGAUUGUUCGUCUUCAAGGCACUCGUGUGAAUGAGGCUAAGGAACUCAUCGACAAGAGCGGGUUGCGAAUCAUGCUUCUGAACAACCUUGACGAGGCUGCCAAGCGCGCCGUCCAGGUGUCUCAGAUUGUCACGCUUGCCAAGUCCGCCUCGGUCGGUGUCAAGUUUGAGCUUCCCAUUUAAAGCAGACGUCCAAUAGCGAGACCUGACGACCUGCCGUUUGGAUUUUUUUGCCAUGUAUCGAUUCUUUCAUUUUUUUUUUCUUGCACGGAUUUUUCCAUUACUUUUUUUUUGUUUGUGUGUGUAUGUGGGCAAGUUGACUUGCCUGUCGUUCGUCCAAUAUACCUGUGAAAAACGAG